This is a messenger RNA of Orycteropus afer afer, 945 nucleotides long. RefSeq names its product olfactory receptor 1F12-like. The record is from RefSeq and is a predicted model, not a curated record. Gene Ontology annotation, cellular component: membrane. The transcript has a single exon. Gene Ontology annotation, molecular function: olfactory receptor activity; G protein-coupled receptor activity. The coding region runs from base 1 to 945 and encodes 314 amino acids. Gene Ontology annotation, biological process: G protein-coupled receptor signaling pathway. Lineage: Eukaryota; Metazoa; Chordata; Mammalia; Tubulidentata; Orycteropodidae.
AUGGAAAGAGGAAACCACACAAGUGCCUCUGAGUUUAUCCUUCUAGGACUGUCCAGUCGGCCAGAGCAGCAGGAGCUGAUCUUUGGGCUCUUCCUUGUCAUGUACCUGAUUGGUGCAGCAGGGAACUUGGUUAUUAUUUUGGCCAUUGGUUCAGACUCUCAUCUUCACACACCCAUGUACAUCUUCCUUAGCAACCUCUCAUUGGUGGACUUCUGCUUCAUCUCUGCCACAGUCCCCAAGAUGCUUAUGAACAUCCAAUUGCAGACUCAGUCCAUUUCCUAUGGGGGCUGCCUAACCCAGAUCUAUUUCUGCAUUUUGCUUGCCAACAUGGACAACUUCCUCUUGACAGCAAUGGCUUAUGACCGCUAUGUGGCCAUUUGCCACCCCCUGCACUACUCCACCAUGAUGAGCCUACAAACCUGCGUCCUGAUUCUGGGGAGCUCCUGGACCAUUGCCAACUUCCAUUCCCUCCUACACACCCUCCUCAUGGCUCGGCUAGAGUUCUGCGCCAGCAAUGUCAUGCCUUACUUCUUUUGUGACCUUGUCCCCCUGCUCCAACUGUCCUGUUCCAACACCCAACUCAACCAGCUCAUGAUUCUCCUGGUAGGGGGUUUGAUUGUCCUCAUUCCCUUCCUUGGCAUUCUUGUCUCUUACACCCACAUUGUGUCUGCUGUGCUCAAGGUUCCAUCUGCCCAGGGCAAACAAAAGGCCUUUUCCACCUGUGGCUCCCACCUCACUGUAGUCACGCUCUUCUAUGGUACCAUUACAGGGGUCUACUUGAGUCCCUCAUCCUCUCACUCAGCUGAGAAGGAUUCACUGGCUUCAGUGAUGUACAUGGUGGUGACACCCAUGCUGAAUCCCUUCAUCUACUGCCUGAGGAACAAGGACAUGAAGGGAGCUCUGAGGAAACUGUUCAGCCUAAAGGCAUUAUCUUGCAGGUUGUGA